Molecule: messenger RNA, 1365 nt
Organism: Lipotes vexillifer (Yangtze River dolphin)
Lineage: Eukaryota; Metazoa; Chordata; Mammalia; Artiodactyla; Lipotidae
Gene: ZDHHC22
Product: zDHHC palmitoyltransferase 22
Exons: 3
Coding region: 204-995 (263 amino acids)
Molecular function (GO): palmitoyltransferase activity
Source: RefSeq, a predicted model, not a curated record
ACUCGCCGGCGCCCCAGUGGGAGGACGGCAGCUGCCCGCUCCCUCCUCCCCACACCCCCGCUACCUGCCCAGUCCCCGAAGCGAAGCGUGAGGAGGCUGCGAGCCAGCGGGGCCGAGCCCACAACUUUGCAGCCUCGGGGAGGGCGAGAGCCGGCGUGCAGGGCUCCUCUUGUCCGCGACCAGAGCUUGGAAUGUAAUCGAGGAUGCUGGCCCUGAGGCUGCUCAACGUGGUGGCCCCCGCCUACUUCCUGUGCAUCUCCCUGGUGACCUUCGUGCUGCAGCUCUUCCUCUUCCUGCCUAGUAUGCGUGAGGACCCCUCGGCCGCCCGGCUCUUCUCACCUGCGCUGCUCCACGGGGCAUUCUUCCUGUUCCUCUCAACCAACGCCCUGGGUAAUUACGUCCUGGUCAUCCAGAACUCCCCAGACGACCUGGACGCCUGCCAGGGGACCGCAGCCAGGAGGGCCCUGUGCCCUCCGCCCAGCGCCCACUUCUGCCGAGUGUGCGCCAGAGUCACCCUGAGGCACGACCAUCACUGUUUCUUCACCGGCAACUGCAUCGGGAGCAGGAACAUGCGUAACUUCAUCCUGUUCUGCCUCUACACCUCCCUGGCCUGCCUCUACUCCAUGGUGGCCGGCGUGGCCUACAUCUCCGCAGUCCUUUCCAUGUCCUUCGCCCACCCGCUGGCCUUCCUCACGCUCCUUCCCACCUCCAUCAGCCAGUUCUUCUCUGGAGCUGUCCUUGGUCCUGAAAUGUUCGUCAUCCUCAUGCUCUACCUCUGGUUUGCCGUCGGCCUGGCCUGCGCUGGCUUCUGCUGCCAUCAGCUGCUGUUAAUCCUCCGGGGGCAGACCCGCCACCAGGUGCGGAAGGGGGUGGCAGUGAGGGCCCGGCCUUGGCGCAAGAACUUACAGGAGGUCUUCGGAAAGAGGUGGCUCCUGGGCCUGCUGGUCCCCAUGUUCAAUGUUGGAAGUGAGAGCUCCAAGCAGCGGGACAAGUAGCAGGCACUCCCAUCAUUUCUCUGUGUGUGUGUGUUGACCCCUUGUGAACAUAAGACCACAGCACCCUGUCUCCACCCAUGGCCCACUGCAACUUUGGGCUGGUAAGGUCCUAGCAUCCACCCCUGGUCUGUAACAUACAGAGAAUAGCGUUGGCUGGUGGAUCAUGACAAGGAGGGAAAAUGGCCACCAAGGCAUUGCUAGGUCCCCCAUGAGCCAGCCUGGUGGCUGCUAACCGUUCAGAGCUUCUCUUUUGUUUCUUCCCCCUUGGGGUGCCUGCUUCUCCCCUCUGCCUGGUUCACCCAUGCUCCACCAAGUCUCAUGUCAUCACUGCUAUCUGCUAGAGCUUUUCCUCUCAGCCCCAUGUUAGGAG